GUUGCGGUUUUAGGAUUGCAGCAGGAAACCAUCUUGUGAGAACUUGCCUGCAGACCCUUGAUUUGUUAGAUAUCCUGGAGAUUGUAGGAUGUCCAGGAGCCCGGGGUCUCUUCCUGCCCAACCUCCAACUCACUCUGCCUGGCAAAUCCGUUUCCUGCCCUGGACUCAAGUGCUGCCUUUGAAAAUGAGGUGGUUGGAUGAGAACAGUAGUCACCACAUAUCAGAAUCACCUGGGAUGCCACCAGACAUAGUAGUAGAUGCUACAAGAUGAGAACUUGUAGUCUUUGUAAACUUCCAAGUGAUUCUAAUGCAGAAAAUGUUUCUUUUCCUUUUUUUGGAGAUAGGUUUUUGCUGUGCACUAUACAGCCCAGUCUGGCCUCCCACUCAAGGAUCCUCCUGCCUCUACCUUCUAAGUGCUGAGAUUACAGAUGUGAGUCACCAGGCCUGGCUAAAAAAGGAGCUCUUAUGCACUAUUGAUGAAGCACGAGUUCUCCGUGGAGAUGACCUGUGAAGGCUGUGCCGAAGCUGUCUCUCGAGUCCUCAACAAGCUGGGAGGAGUUGAGUUUAACAUCGACCUGCCCAACAAGAAAGUUUGCAUCAAGUCUGAGCACAGCAUGGACACCCUGCUGGCAACCCUGAACAAAACAGGAAAGACCGUUUCCUACCUUGGUCCCAAGUAGCAUGGGCCUGGACCCUGGCCUGCAGGACGGAGUGCAGAGGGCAGGAUGCUGAUGUGGCUUCCAGACAAACCUGGGACCUGACAGUGCUGCUCAGCAAUGGAGCUCCUGCAGAGACCCUCAUUGCCCGUGCCCUCCUAGCUUUCCUGCAAUAAAGUCGAGCUGCUUUUGAUG
Molecule: messenger RNA, 851 nt
Organism: Castor canadensis (American beaver)
Lineage: Eukaryota; Metazoa; Chordata; Mammalia; Rodentia; Castoridae
Source: RefSeq, a predicted model, not a curated record